This is a messenger RNA of Podospora pseudopauciseta, 2103 nucleotides long. RefSeq lists its product as uncharacterized. Lineage: Eukaryota; Fungi; Ascomycota; Sordariomycetes; Sordariales; Podosporaceae. Bases 1 to 2103 code for a protein of 700 amino acids. The transcript has a single exon. Gene Ontology annotation, molecular function: cyclin-dependent protein serine/threonine kinase regulator activity; protein kinase binding. Gene Ontology annotation, cellular component: nucleus; cyclin-dependent protein kinase holoenzyme complex. Gene Ontology annotation, biological process: regulation of cyclin-dependent protein serine/threonine kinase activity. The record is from RefSeq and is a predicted model, not a curated record.
AUGGGGACAACCUACGAGAUGCCUCACUUGGCAUCCUCCAAAAACCACAUCCACCACCAUUCGACCCACGCCCCACCAAUGCCCCAGCAAGAUCGCUACCGAUCCGCCCUGAACGAGCGACCACCGCCGAACGAGCAAAUAUACAAUUCCACCUCACGAUGUUCUGCACCUGUCUAUCAGCAGCCCCAUGUCCAACAAGCUCCGAGACCAAACCUGCCCUCCUCCUCUGCUGCUCCCGUCGCCGCGUUGCCGAGCUCAACGGUUGCCCCUAACCAACGACGAGGGGCAAACCGGCACUCUUCCCGACCAUCAUCGCCGCCAUUGGACAUGAGCCUGGUGUUUCACAGCAUGGAAAUUCCAGAAUGCAUCAGCCCGAGGAGUGGGAAUCUGGGAGACUUUAUGGCCGAGGUCGCGGCUCUCUUUUGGUUCGAGUCUCCGCAGACGUUUGAGACGGCUGAAAAAAUACGGACCUUGCCACCAAACGCCGCCAUUGCUAGAUUGUCGGCCAACGCUGUGGCGUCAUCCGACUUCAAGAAAUGGGUAAUGAAUAUCGUGGACGCUACAAAGAUCACCCAAAAUGUGGCGCUGCUUGCGCUUCUCUACAUCUAUAGGCUCAAAAUGGCCAACCCCAGCGUGAAGGGUCGACCGGGCAGCGAGUUCCGCUUGUUGACCGUCGCCCUGAUGCUUGGGAACAAGUUUCUGGAUGACAACACCUAUACCAACAAGACAUGGGCAGAGGUGUCGGGCAUUGGGGUGAAUGAGAUUCACGUGAUGGAGGUUGAGUUCUUGAGCAACAUGAGAUAUAGUUUGCUGGUUUCUGCCGAGCAGUGGCGCGCAUGGCUGGACAAGCUCGCCAACGUGUACGAGUACCUGGAAAUCGCCAAACGAUCACCCUCACCUUCGCCAUCGCCGCUGUUGAUGCCGUCGCCGAGCCAUCGCGCUUUUGCCUCACCAACUCCAUCUCCGAUGAGCACCGCCGCGAUGCAGCCGACCCCAGCCGGGCCCUUUUCUGGCGGAAACAUACAGAACAGCAACAAUCAUGGGCCAGUGGGCUGGCCACACCCCUAUUCAUCCAACAAUGCCGUUUCCCCCCUUGCCUUGAAGCCAGAACAGCACCUUUUAAGGAAGCGCAGUUUUACCGAAGAUGACCCGACCGAGCCCCCUGCGAAGCGUCUUGGCCGUGCUGCCCCUGAACAACCCCAACCCAUCCACCUGCCAGCCCACCACCUCCCAUCGCAGGCACCACCGCUCCAAGGUCUACACGUUGCCUCGCACCCUCCUAUCGGCUCUCAGCGACCUAUCCACUCUGCUACCGGCCAGAGUCGGCCACUUCCAUCCAUGAGCUCAGAUCAAGGGCGUGUUGCCGUGCCCAGUUUGGCACUGAACACAGGCCAUGCUGGUCCCCUCGUGACAACCCAGUCGUUCACAUCCUCGGCGGCAUACGCACCGCCACAGGCUUCACCACUGUCACUGCCGCCGCUUGUGCCGGGUGUGCGUGCCAUGGCCACCGUGUACCCCAAUGCCACCACUUAUGCGCCCCAGCAGUCUGUGCUGGUUACAUCCGGGCCCAGUGUGAGCUCGGCGCCACAGUCGGUGACCACUCCGACAACAAGCUUCCCGCCCAUGUCCUAUGGCACGCCAACAAAGCGUCCAUCUCCCCAGCACCACCUGGCUUCCAGCGCCAACAUGGCCGGGUCUUCGCCACUCUCCGUCGACCCCUAUGGUCAUCAUUCUGGGACACCCAUGGGGAACGCUGGGGCCACCAGCGGACUGCACACACCCAUCUCACACUCGCCAUCGGUUUAUCUGCAGCAACGCGAUAGUCCGUACAAGCCCGUGAGACAAGUCAACACGCUGCUCAUCCCGCCCGCGUCUGCCUUCCUCCACCAGUACCAUUUCCAGAACGCUGUUACGCCAAACCAGAUGCACUAUCAGCCGCUUGGAAGGAGGAACGAAUACCGGACAGGCAUUGUGCCAGAGUACACCAUGGACAGACAGCACUCUUACCCUUCUUCGCAACAGGUGCUUCCCGAUCCCGCACCGCAUCGACCCCCUCACGUGCCGCCUGUCGGGCGCCCGGAUUCAUUCCGUUCGCACUACUAA